AUGACUGCUCCCACAGCAAUGAAAGUGAUUCUGAUUCUCACCAAGCUGUAUGACUUUCACCUUGGCAGUGUAACGGAAAGCACUUUAUGGAGAUCAACUGAUUAUGGCAGCACUUAUGAGAGGCUGAAUGAUAAAGUGGGAGUCAAGACUGUUUUGAGUUACCUCUACGUCUGCCCCACCAACAAGAGAAAGAUAAUGGUGCUGACUGACCCAGAGUUUGAAAGCAGUGUUCUCAUCAGCUCAGAUGAAGGUGCCAGUUAUCAGAAGUACCGCUUGAACUUCUUUGUCUUAAGUCUUCUUUUCCAUCACACACAAGAGGACUGGGCUUUGGCCUACAGUCAUGAUCAGAAGCUGUAUAGCUCAUUUGACUUUGGUCGAAAGUGGCAGCUAGUUCACGAGCGAGUGACUCCGAACCGCUUCUACUGGUCAGUAACCGGUCUGGACAAGGAUUUAGGUCUGGUACACAUGGAGGCCCACACUCCUGACGGCCAUUGUCAGUAUGUGACAUGCAGAGCUCAAGCCUGCUCUGAAUCCAGUAGGACAUAUCCAUUUUCUGGUUAUAUUGAGACCAACUCACUCGUGGUUCAAGAUGAAUACGUGUUUGUUCAGGUGACGACUACUGGCAGAGCGAGCUACUAUGUGUCCUAUCAAAGAGAACAUUUUGUACGCAUUAAAAUCCCCAAAUACUCCCUGCCCAAGGACAUGCAUAUCGUGAGCACAGAUCAAGGUCAGGUUUUCACCGCCGUCCAGGAGUGGAACCAGAAUGAUACCUACAACCUGUACAUAUCUGACACACGUGGGGUUUACUUCACCUUGGCCCUGGAAAACGUCAGGACCAGCCGUGGUCUCGGAGGCAACAGCAUGAUCGACCUUUACGAGGUAGCAGGGAUUGAAGGUAUGCUCAUCGCUAACAGGAAGGUGGAGAACCAGGUGAAGACGUACAUUACUUACAACAAGGGCCGAGACUGGAGGCUUUUGCAGGCGCCCACUACUGACCUGGCAGGAAAUCCGAUUCAUUGUGUGCUGCCGUUUUGCUCGCUGCACCUACAACUGCAGAUGUCAGAGAACCCAUACCUCUCAGGCUCCAUCUCCACCAAGAGCUCAGCGCCGGGAGUCAUCGUGGCUAUAGGGAAUAUUGGCUCUGAGCUGUCUUACAAUAAUGUGGCGAUGUUCAUUUCAUCAGACGCAGGCAAUAACUGGAGACAGAUUUUUGAGGAAGAGCACAACGUGUGGUUUUUGGACAAAGGUGGAGCUUUGGUUGCCGUGAAGCAGCCCACUGUGCCCACUAGACAUCUUUGGAUCAGCUUUGAUGAAGGUCGUCAGUGGACGCGUCACAGUUUUUCAGCCAUGCCGCUGUUUGUGGAUGGUGUUCUGGUGGAGGCAGGUGCAGAAAAUCAGAUCAUGACGUUUUUCGGACACUUCAGUCAUCGUUCUGAAUGGCAACUUAUCAAAAUUGACUACAAGUCCAUAUUCACCAGAAGGUGCACAGAGGGAGACUACCAAACCUGGCACCUGCAUAACCAGGGUGAGCCGUGCAUAAUGGGUCAAAAGCAGAUCUACAUGAAACGUCGUCCCGGAAAUUACUGCAUGGUGGGAUGGGACAACUCCAGGAUCCUGUCUGCAGAACCCUGCAUCUGCAGAGCACACGACUUUGAAUGUGAUUAUGGUUUUGAGAGAAGAGGGGAUGGAAACUGUCUGCCUGCAUUUUGGUUCAACCUUUCUACGUUGUCUCGAAGCUGUAGCCAAGGGCAAAACUACCUCAACAGCACUGGGUAUCGUAAAGUGGUUGCGAAUAACUGCACAAAAGGAGUGAAGGAGAUGUACACAGCCAGGAAACAGCAGUGUCCGAACCGCCCCCCACGUGGUUUAGUCCUGACAACCCGUGAUGACAAACUCACAGCCAACAUGGGCAGCAAUGUGACCUUCCUGGUGCGGCUAGAGGAGGGCGACUCUAUGAGGACAAACAUUCAGCUGGAUUUUGGAGACGGUACGGCCGUGUCCUACUCCAACCUGAGCUGGACGCAGGAGGGCAUCAGGCACGUGUACCGCAGUGCUGGGAUCUUCAGAGUAACAGUGCAGGCGGAGAACAGCCUCGGGUUCGACUCAUCAUCCCUCUACCUGCAUGUGACAUGUCCUGUGGAGCAUAUUCAGCUGCUGGCUCCAUAUGUGGUCAUUAAGAAUAAGGAGGUGAACUUGACGGCAGUGGUCUGGCCUUCUCAUUUCAGAACGCUCACCUAUUUCUGGUGGCUGGGGAACAACACGGAGCCCAUAAUUACAUUGGACAGCAGUGUUUCCCACACGUUCAGCACCGAGGGCAUGGUCACCGUCACUGUUCAGGUCUCGUCAGGGGACUCUAUACUACAGGACACCAGAAGCAUCGCCAUACAAGAAUUCUUCAAAUCGCUUCUUUUAUCUUUCUCUCCUAAUCUGGACGAGGCCAACCCUGACAUCCCGGAGUGGAGACAGGAUGUGGGUCGGGUAAUUAAGAAGGCUGUUCUCCAAGUCGCUGACAUUCCAGAAGAACAGCUGCUGGUGGCCGUGUUUCCAGGAAUUCCGACUGCCGCCGAACUCUUCCUGCUUCCUCCUCCCAGGAACCAAUCGGAUGGCAGGAAACAGACCGAGGAGGAUCUGGUGCAGAUCUCAGAAAUCCUGGUUAAUGCAUUGAAUCAGAUCUCUGUGGAGUUCGAGUUGAAACCUGGCUCCCGGGUCAUCGUUUACAUCACGCAAUUAACUUUAGCUCCACUGGUUGACUCCAUCCCGAGGCACAGCAGUUCUGCUAUGCUGAUGCUUCUGUCUGUGGUGUUUUUGGGUUUAGCUGUAUUUCUCAUCUACAAAUUUAAGAGAAAAAUCCCCUGGAUUAACAUCUAUGCGGAGGUGAACCAUGAGAAAGAGCAGGAGAUGAUCAGUACGGUGGGCCAGAAUGACACCACACCAAAAAUCACCCUGAGUGAGUUCUCCACCCAGAAAGAACUGAUGGAGAAAGAGCUGGAGGCCCGUGCCAAACGCGGUGUGAUCAACAACUGUGAAAGCACAAGGGAGAUCCCGAACUGCACGAGUGUCUGAAAACUUCAGGAAAGAAGCUGGAGGCAUAUUGUAAUAAUGUGUACAGAGGUAUCACAGUUUUAAAGGUUGACAGUUUUCCUUUUUGCUUUUUUUGUAAUUUCAAAACACUGACAUUGUUAAUAGUUUUCUAAGGAGCUCAGAUUUGCAUGGGUGUCUUGUUUGUUAUGAUCUGUGUGGAAUAUAAGAAUAGACUUAACUACUGUACAAGUUACUGAAAACAUGUUUGGUUGAGAAAUUAGGAAAAUUUGCCAGCAUUUGAAAUUCCAAAAGUUUUGUUCUGAAUAUUACGGAGCAAUGAGCAUAAUGGAAAAUUGGGAGGAAAGCCACUACACCUCUCUCGGGUUUUCCCCACUGCAUUUCCUUUGAACAUUAUUGAAUUUGUUAGCCUGAGUCAGAUGGCUUUUUCAGAUUUGAAAAAAGUGGCUUUUAGUAUCAAACAAUUGUGAUUUUUGUUGGCUCAGAACUUAUUUAUGCCAAGUUCGUUUAACUGUUCAAACUGAUUUUUCACACAUUGUGAAGAGUGAAUUUAGUGUCUAUAUUAACUUAAUUUUUAGGUUUUUAAUCUCUUCAGUAGGUCAUGUCAUUUUUAUAUCCGUUAUAACUUGAACUGAGGGAAAAAAAUUGCAGCUGAAGCAUGCAAACAAGUCAACAGUGUUUAUAUCCCUCUCUAUAUUACAGCUUUGCCUUCAUGUGAGCAGUUCUACUCUGCAAUCUUCUAAAUUGGUGGUUGUUAAAAACAUUUCAACUUUUAAUUACACAUUUCUCUUGCUUAUCUAGCCUUCGUCUAAAGGCGAAGAGAUGUGGACUAAAAUGUGAAUUUUUCAAAAGUGAGAUACCUUUCCAAAAGCACUGUGAUACAACGUCAAUUUGAAGGCAAGCUUUUUGUACCUCUAUAAAGCAGGAAUAUAGCUAUUAAGAAUCAUGUCUCUAUAGCAAAGCUUUUUUUGGAGCUCAAACUUAGUUAAAAGUCCAU
Molecule: messenger RNA, 4036 nt
Organism: Sinocyclocheilus rhinocerous
Lineage: Eukaryota; Metazoa; Chordata; Actinopteri; Cypriniformes; Cyprinidae
Gene: sorcs3a
Product: sortilin related VPS10 domain containing receptor 3a
Exons: 27
Coding region: 1-3063 (1020 amino acids)
Cellular component (GO): membrane
Molecular function (GO): protein binding
Source: RefSeq, a predicted model, not a curated record